GUUGUUACGUCGUCGAGAGAGUCGCGUGUGUUCAUGUUUUUUGGUCGUCGUCGCGUGUCGCGUUUCUGAUGUUGCCACGGGCUUUUGUCUCUGGUUCGCCGCCGCCGCCGCAAUGCAGCAGUUUAGCAACUGACUGACUGACUGACAGCAGAGAUAAACAACAACAACAACAACGACUACAAGAAGAAGAAUCAAGAAUUUCUCGCCGCUUAAGUGUGUGAAAAUGUUCUGCAGCAAAGCCAAGACGGCUAAUUAAUGCACAAAGCUGUUUAACAACAAUAAUAACAACAACUACAAUUGCAAAGAUCUAAUAAUAAUCGCCGUCAUGAAUCGCCGCAAUUUGCAUUGAGAAAGUGUUGCAUACUUUUCGCGUUUCGCGUUCGCGUGUGUCUCAGUUAUAUAUUUUUGUGUGUUUCCGAUUCCGUCUCCCACAUAAUUCGCGUUAAUUAUUCGCUCUCCAACCAUCAUAAUAUAUAAUAAAUCUCCGUGUGUGUGUCGUCUGUGUCUGUGUAUUUGUGUAUAUUUUAUGCUGCUCUGCUGUACAUAUGUACAAUAUUAAUCGUCAUCGUCUUCAUCGUCAUCAUCGUCAUCGUUAUUGUUGCUGUUGUUGUUGUUAUUUGCUCGGCAUUUCGUAUCAAAUAUAAAAAUAUAAAUCAUUUGUGUUCUUCGGUGUUGUCUCGUGUCAGUGUCUAUAAUUUGUUCAAAUACGACAAGCGAUCAAGCGCUAAACCCAAGCGGAAGACCAAAAAAAAAGCAACAACAACCAUCAGCAACAACAACAACAACAACACUUUUCCAAAGAUAUGGCAAAUAUUUUACAAUUGUGCGCUCAUCGAUUUGCAUCUCAAGCGUCAACAACACAAAAACAAGUUGCAGCUGGAAACGCCUAGCAGCCUGAAAUUUGUGGCAAACAUUGUGUGAUUCCCCCCAAAACAAACAAAACAAAACAAAGCAAAAAAAAAAACACCCAGUGGGAAUUGGUCAACACACAAGGCUAUCAACGUUUGUUGGACUUUUAAAAAGUAAUGACUUAAAACUCCCGCAGUCAGUUGUUUAAAAGUUAUACACAAUAAUUCAAAAAAGUAAAGUAAACAAAAAAGUAAAAAAACGGCGCUCAGUUUUUAUCAACUUUGUUAAAAGGAUAUAAAUUGUUAAAUAAGAAACGGAUAACAACAAAAUAAUAAAAAAAGCAAAAAUUAAAAUAAAUACUUAAUUAUAUUUGACACAAAUGAAUAGCAUUUAAAUAGUAAGUAAAUAAGAGGCAGUAAAUAAAUUAAAUAUAAUCCUUACGUUACACAACACACAAGCAAACAAACAGAAACAGAAGCAAACAAAACAAAACCGCAACAACAAAAUAUUUAUAGCAAGGAAAUUAAGUAAAAAUUUAUGCAAAAAUAGAAAUGUUUCAUUUCCACAACUCGGUAAAUAAAAGCAAGCAAAAUAACAACAGUAACCACAACAACAUAAACAUAAAUAAUAAUAACAAUAACAACAAAUAUAUAAGCCACAAAAUGCAUCUGCAAAGUGCAAAAACACUGAGCCAAAGUUUCGGAUGGAUGCAAGUCUUCCUACUACUGACACUCUUCGUGAUUGGUAAUCAAAGUGCCUGGCAGGAGAAUAUACGACCAAAACUCUAUGUGGAAUUAGGUCCCGAUGAUAUACUGAAAUUUCUGGGCAACGAGAGUGUCGUGGAUCACUUCAAGCUCGUCACCAAGGAUGGCAACAGCCUGCUCAUCGGUGCCAGAAAUACCGUAUUUAAUUUAAGCAUACACGAUCUCGCGGAACAGCAACGUCUGAUAUGGACGUCGCCGGAGGAUGAUACCAAAAUGUGUCUCGUCAAGGGCAAAGAUGAGGAGGCCUGCCAGAACUACAUUCGGAUCAUGGUGGUGCCGUCGCCUGGUCGUCUGUUUGUGUGUGGCACGAACUCGUUUCGGCCGAUGUGCAACACGUAUGUGAUCAACGACAGCAACUACACGCUGGAGGCCACCAAGAAUGGUCAGGCUGUGUGUCCCUACGAUCCACGACACAAUUCCACCUCGGUGCUGGCGGACAACGAACUAUACUCAGGCACUGUAGCCGAUUUCAGUGGCAGUGAUCCGAUUAUCUAUCGUGAGCCUCUCCAGACGGAACAAUAUGAUAGCCUCAGUCUCAAUGCGCCAAAUUUUGUGAGCUCAUUUACGCAGGGAGAUUUCGUGUAUUUCUUCUUUCGGGAAACGGCGGUGGAAUUCAUCAACUGCGGCAAGGCGAUUUAUUCGCGCGUCGCACGCGUCUGCAAAUGGGAUAAAGGCGGCCCGCAUCGUUUCCGCAAUCGCUGGACCUCGUUCCUCAAGUCUCGCCUGAAUUGCUCCAUACCGGGCGACUAUCCGUUCUACUUUAAUGAGAUACAAUCGGCAAGCAAUCUCGUCGAGGGACAGUACGGCUCCAUGAGCUCCAAAUUGAUUUACGGCGUUUUUAAUACGCCAACAAAUUCAAUUCCCGGCUCAGCGGUUUGUGCUUUCGCCUUGCAGGACAUUGCCGACACAUUCGAGGGACAGUUCAAGGAGCAAAGCGGCAUCAAUUCCAACUGGCUGCCAGUGAAUAACGCCAAGGUUCCUGAACCGCGACCCGGAUCCUGUCACAAUGAUUCACGAACACUUCCGGAUCCCACAUUAAAUUUCAUCAAAACACAUUCACUAAUGGACGAGAAUGUUCCGGCAUUUUUCGGUCAGCCGAUUCUCGUGCGGACGAGCACAAUCUAUCGCUUCACACAAAUCGCUGUCGAUGCCCAGAUCAAAACGCCCGGCGGCAAGACAUAUGAUGUGAUUUUCGUUGGCACAGAUCAUGGCAAAAUCAUCAAGUCAGUGAAUGCCGAGUCAGCAGACUCGGCGGAAAAAGUGACCUCAGUGGUCAUCGAGGAGAUCGAUGUGCUGCCCAAGAGCGAACCGAUUCGCAAUUUGGAAAUUGUGCGCACCAUGCAAUACGAUCAACCGAAAGAUGGCAGCUACGACGAUGGCAAAUUAAUCAUUGUGACAGAUAGUCAAGUGAUAGCCAUACAACUGCAUCGAUGUCACAACGACAAAAUCACCAGCUGCAGUGAAUGCGUCGCAUUGCAGGAUCCGUAUUGUGCCUGGGAUAAAAUUGCUGGCAAGUGUCGCUCGCAUGGCGCGCCACGUUGGCUCGAGGAGAACUAUUUCUAUCAGAAUGUGGCAACGGGUCAGCAUGCCGCAUGCCCCUCAGGUAAAAUCAACUCGAAGGAUGCUAAUGUGGGGGAACAAAAAGGUUUCCGCAAUGACAUGGACUUGCUGGAUUCGAGGCGUCAGAGCAAGGAUCAGGAAAUCAUUGACAACAUCGAUAAGAACUUUGAAGGUCCACAAAUCUCUGCAGAUAUUAUCAAUGCACAGUACACGGUGGAAACUCUCGUCAUGGCCGUCUUGGCUGGUUCGAUAUUCUCGCUGCUUGUGGGCUUCUUUACAGGCUACUUCUGUGGCCGUCGUUGCCACAAGGACGAAGACGACAAUCUGCCUUAUCCCGACACUGAAUACGAAUACUUUGAGCAGCGUCAGAAUGUGAACAGUUUCCCAUCUUCGUGCCGCAUUCAACAGGAGCCAAAGCUGCUGCCCCAAGUGGAGGAGGUGACGUAUGCGGAGCCGGUGUUGCUGCCACAGCCGCCGCCGCAGAACAAGAUGCACUCGCCAAAGAACACGCUAAGGAAGCCACCGAUGCACCAGAUGCAUCAGGGACCCAACUCGGAGACGCUCUUCCAGUUCCAACCCGAUGGCUACAACACACAGCAAACAUAUCGCGGACGCGACAACUUUGGCACGUUGCGCUCGCACCAGGUGAUGGGCGACAACUAUAGACGCGGCGAUGGCUUUUCGACCACUCGCAGCGUCAAGAAGGCUGUAAACAACACAAACACACGUAACAGAAGUCUUGGUCGCGCAAGAAGACAGCCGCCCCGUCAUGGUAUCGUAACUCAGCACCGUUCAAAUAGCCCACAGCAGCAGCAACAGCAACAGCAGCAGCAGCCGCAUUCCAGCUCCGGCUCAUCGCCCGUAAUGUCGAACAGCAGCUCCAGUCCAGCUCCGCCAUCCAGCAGUCCCAGUCCGCAGGAGAGCCCCAAGAAUUGCAGCUACAUUUACCGUGAUUGAUUGAUAUGUAACACCAAAUCGAUGCCACUCAUCCAGGCGCCCACUCCUCCACCUCCCAUUGGUUCACCUCCCCAACAGCAACAACAUCAGCAACACUUCCAGCUACAGCAACAACAGCAACACGCAAAGGCUUCUUCUACCAGCAAACAGCUAGCCAAGUCCAUGCCUGUUACACCCAUUCAGCCGCAGUCGCCCACAGAUUCAACAACCGCUGUCCAGCAUCAUUUCAUGGCCAUGCCACGUUCUCCCUCCUACGAGUUGUACGACGCUGCAACAUCGCGUCCUCCUCAUCCUCCGCUCUUUCGUCACGCUCACUCGCAGUCCGAUGCCGCUGCCUUCCGCCUGCAGCAACAACACUACGAGGACUACGACGAUGAUGACGACGGUGAAGAGGAUGAGGAUGUGGAUGAAGGUGAAUUGGAUGACGAUGUCGAGGACACUUCAUCGUUGGCCAUGAUUACCCCGCCGCCACCGUAUGACACUCCUCUGGGUGCUGCCUCCACUUCUGCGGCACCACCGCCGUUGCCACCGCCACGCAAAUUUCGCUUUGGCAAUCGCGAGCUGUUCAGCAUGAGUCCGGGCACACCCAAAUCCAAUGCCAUAACGCCCACAAAGCUCAGUGCUGCAGCUGCGGCUAUGUUUGCCACGCCCCAAAUGGCACAGCUCAAUCGCAAGUGGGCGCAUCUGCAGCGGAAGCGGAGGCGAAGGAACAGCAGCAACGGCGACUCCAAGGAACUCGAUAAGCUCGUCCUGCAAUCCGUCGACUGGGAUGAGAAUGAGAUGUAUUAAAAUCGAUUUCAUCUUUUUAUUUCACAUUCUUUGAAUCAAAUCAUGUGUCGAAUACUUCAAAAGCAAUACAAACACGUAAAUCUAAUAUGAAAUAAGCAAACAAAAACAGUCAAAAAAGAAGAAUUAGAAGAGAGAACAACACUUAGAAUAUUAACUAGCGACUCUACUGAAUUCUAGAACUACAUUUACAUUACAAAACAUUUACAUUUACGACUACGAUUACGAUUACGAUUACGAUAUAACGGCAUACUAAGUACAUAUAUACGAACUAAAAAUCAGAUCAUUAACUUUUAUACACUUUACAUUUUCAUACCAUAUACACACACACGCACACACACACACACACACACACACAUAUGUUUGCUGUGUGUGGUGUAAUUUAGACUCAAGCUACAAUUAAACAAAACAAAAAAGGUUUUACAGAGUAUGCCUGCAGCCGAGAGAAGCAAAUGGAAAAAGAGUAAUUAACUAUAUAUACAAACAACAUAUACAUACAUAGAUGAUGCAUAUACUAAGUACAUAAUUAAUUAAACUAAUUAGAUACUUUAGUAGUCAACAAAACAAAGUCUCGCAAUGCUUUUUAAACAACAACAAAAUGAAAACGAAAGUGAGAAGAAACGCAGCUUGAGACAGCAGCCAUAAAGAACUAUAACAAAAGAAAAAAAAACAAAUAUAAUAAUAGUAAUAAUAAUAAUACUACAAAUCAUAAAAUCAACUCAGCAACUUUUAGAAGCGCAGCAGCAAAUGAUUAUGAUAAUGAUGAUGAAUGAAAUACUUUAAAGAUUACAAUCUAAGCUAAAGGACAAGAUUUUUAACUCUCUGAUAAACACACAAAAAAAUGGAAAAUGAAAAUGAAAAAGAUUAUUAAUUAAUUAUGUAUGUAUUGAAAUCAAUUGUAGCGAGCGCAUAUUGCAAAUUUAGCAAACAAAAGAAAUACUAAAGAAAAAAAGGCAUUAACAAAUUAGAGUUACAACAAAAUGUCAAACAAAAUGAACAUUAUUAUUAUUAUUAUUAUUAUGAUCACACUCAAGUUUUCAUUUAUCAUUAAAAACGAUAUAUAUUCAAGUGCUUCUUACAUAAAAUAAAUAAAAAAACAAAACAAAAAUAUAUAUAUACAUACAUAAUAUAUAUAUAUAUAUUUAAUUACAUAUAGUAUAUAGUAUUAUUAACAGGCAUUACAUACGGAUAAACAUAAUUAUAAAAGGAAGAGAAAUACCUACUAAUUAGGGUUUAAGCAUUAAAUUUACUAUAUAUUAUUUAUUGACACAUGACAAGCGAAACUAUUGUAGAGAUUGUGUGAAAUGCCUAAUCGAAUCGUUUUUUAAAUUAGACUACGAUUAUAAUUUCCACUCGGUUAAUCGAGUGGAAUGCGACAGCGUUUGGUUUUUUAAUUUGUAAGUAGCCUGCUAAUUAAAACUUGCAAUCGUAAUCAAUGCAUUUUACUUCGUCGAAACACACUUGCGAGAAAUCAAUUUCUAUAAUUAUGUUAAGAUUUUAUAACGCAACAGAAAAGCAAAAAACGAUAUUCGAACUCAUACAGAAACAAACAUAACUACUCUAUAAAUGAGACUUUGUAAAUACUCGACAUGCAAUGAUCAAAUAAAUAACCUUUCAUUCCAAGCAAAACACAACACAAAAUCGAUUUUCUCUAUCAAUCAAUAUAUAUAUUUUGGCCAUAACACAGACACAAACACAACUGCAAGGAUAAAUACGUAGAAGAAGCGACAAGUUAUGAAUUAUAACACAAAACUAUUUAAGGUACAUUUAAAUUUGACACAUUGAGAUUGAAAUUAAAUUGAGAAUUUAAAUUCAAAUUGUUGAAUAUGUAGCGCAAAAACAAAAUGCAAAAAAAACGAGUAAUAGAAUAACCUGCAUAUAAAUAUUGUAUUUAACCAAACCAAACCAAACCAAAAUAAGUUACGAUAUUUACGAGUAGACAACAGACGACACAUGAACGGUACUUCCAAGCAACUAUAGAGCUACAACACACACACACUCACACACACUCAACUUACUCGGAAUCCCUCUCUUGAGUUGUACUUUGUAUGAUACAUAAAGAUAUUUAACUACCAUUAUAUAUAUAUAAACGAUACGAUUUAGUGGAUCUCGGGUUGCAGUUCGAUAUCAUAGCCCAAAAACCAAACCAACUUGAAACCACUUGAAUGAGUCGGUUCUCGCACUCUAUAAAAAGACAGACACUCUUUAGUUCGUCAAACGCUUACAAAUUAUAUAUAUUAUUAUACUCUACACACACACACACACUUUCCAAACAAAUUAAUUAAACAAAAGCAAAACAAAAAUGUUAGUAAAAAGACUGAGCUACAAAAACAUAAAACAUAAAAAGAAGAAAAACAAAAACAUAUGAAAAUGAGAAAUUAUAUUAAAUGAGGUAUUUACUUUUUGUCGAAACGAGUUUUUUCUCCGAUUUAGUUGAGCUCACUUUAUAAUGAUUUUCUACAAAACUUGUAUAUUUAUUGUAAGAAGCUAAAUAAUUAAUAAUUUGUUGAAAUGCAAUUGUUUGUUAAGAAGUUCCUAAAACCGAAAAAUGCAUUUAAGUGUUGCAUUCGAAAAUGAAUAUGAAUCACUCUUUGUAGAUUUGUCCAAUUAACCCAAAUCCCCCAAAAAAUGGAACUUCGGCAUUUCUUUAUUUAUUUCGAAUACUUAUAAUAUAUGAAUGUACUUACGCACAAGUUUCGUCAGAUGAAAGACAGAAAAUGCAUUUAAAAGGUUUUCAUCACGUGACGGAAGUGAAGAGAAUAUUACGAGAUAAGUUUGUACCCUUAAAUACGUAAAACUUUGUUUCUGAGAUUAUGUUUUGACGACAACGAUGAUCAUCAUGGGCUAAGACAUAAUCAUGAUUUAUAUAAAGCAAAUACUUCAGACACUCACAAACACAAUUGCUUUUAACUUUCCUAGAGUUUUGUUUUUUAUUUACUUACGGACAACACAUAAAUACAUCAAUAAUUAACAUACAUACAUUCUUAUAUAUGAAGACGAUGAUGAAAAUGAAUAACGAUAGUGAAGAGGAAGCUGAGCGAGUCUUAAAUAAUAAUCUCAAACAAAAUACAAUCUGACCCAGGCUUAAGAAAAGUCAAAACAAAUGGCAAACAAGUAAAAUAAAAAAAAGCAAAAACAAUUUGUUGAAAAAAACCUAAUCAAAUGAGAAUUACGAACGAGUCACGAAUUGAAAUGAUUUAAGUAUAAUUCAUAAUUACCAUUUACUGACAUCAUCAUUGAUGUUCGACGACGACGACGACGAAGAAAAGAGAUAACAAAAAAACAUAAAAAAACAAAAAAAACCGAAUAGAGCAGAAAGAAAAAACAAAGUGUAGAACAGAAAGAACAGCGCAUUCAAGUGUUAAAUUCAAGAACAUCCGAAUGAAUGAGAACAAUUUAACAAUAUAUUAUUAACAA
Drosophila albomicans is the source of this 8333-nucleotide messenger RNA. RefSeq names its product semaphorin-1A (gene Sema1a). The record is from RefSeq and is a predicted model, not a curated record. Gene Ontology annotation, molecular function: chemorepellent activity; semaphorin receptor binding. NCBI's taxonomy places the organism in Eukaryota, Metazoa, Arthropoda, Insecta, Diptera, Drosophilidae. Gene Ontology annotation, biological process: positive regulation of cell migration; neural crest cell migration; negative chemotaxis. The transcript is spliced from 23 exons.